CCCGGACGACUUUCGAUUGCUGCCUUACGCUGAUGCUCGGCUUGCGGCUCGCGGCUCGUGGCUCGGAGUGCUCGUCCCAGGCCAUCCUUCCCCUCCUUCCUUCGCUCGAGUACCUUCUUCCGCUGCUGCUGCGCUCUCUCACUUCACUUCCUGCGCCGGCGAGUUGACUCCGCGUUCUCCACGUGCUCGACGUCACCGAGGCCCUGGUGGUGAAGGUGCGUGAGAUCGCUGCGGAUUGCCAUGGAUAUUUGAUAUCAUCCCGGCUACGGCUCCUGCCUGCUCGAGGUCGCCUCCUUCGACGAAUUCCUCGACAGCCAAGAGUUGCGCUCCCCGCUGAUUGAUCCUCCGGCGGCUCGAAAUCACCACACUCUUCUCGUCCCGCGAAGCACUUGGAAGGCGCUGAGCUGAAUCCAGUUGAGACCCGUGUCGCGUCGGUGUGUCAAAAAUCGGGGAGCUGAGAGAAGGAAGAGGAAUCGGCUGUGGCAGGGGGCGUAGACAGCAAUGCAGUCUGUGACUUGUGGCAAUGUUUACUCGCCCGUCUGCUGGCUAUCGUCGGACGGGGAUCAUGUCUCGUCGAGCUCGUCUGAGCUGUUCCAGCAGCGCUCGUCGUCCGGGCUAGGUAGCAGGAAGACGCGCAGGGGGAAGGCGCUGUCAGUGACUCGACCCUGCGGGGGAAGGGCAGCUUUGGGGCUGGGGCCGUCUUCCGUCGUCGUGGGGCCGACUGCCCGCGAGCGAAGCACGCUCAGGGUGCUGUCGUCGCUCGUCACCGACCCUUCCGGAAGGUCGAUGCUCUCGGCGGAGCAGAAGGUUUUCGACGUGGUGGCCAAGCAGGCGUCAAUGCUGGAGGAGCAGCAGAAACGAGGCACCAGCCUCGUCGACGUGGAGCUCGGCUCGUCCACCAUGGGCUCUCCCGAGCUGCUCAGUGACGCCUACGCUCGUUGUGGAGAAGUGUGCGCCGAAUACGCAAAAACGUUCUAUCUCGGAACGAAGCUGAUGACUCCUGAAAGGCAACGAGCAAUUUGGGCUAUAUAUGUCUGGUGCAGAAGAACUGACGAACUCGUGGACGGUCCAAAUGCCUCUCGAAUCACUCCCACCGCCCUCGAUCGAUGGGAGGAGAGGUUGGAGGAUAUUUUCCGCGGCCAGCCUUACGACAUGUUGGAUGCCGCACUUUCGGACACCGUCUCGAGAUUUCCUGUGGACAUUCAGCCCUUCCGAGACAUGAUUGAUGGCAUGCGUAUGGACCUGGUGAAAUCACGCUACAACAACUUUGAUGAGUUGUACUUGUACUGCUACAACGUGGCCGGCACCGUCGGGCUCAUGAGCGUUCCUGUGAUGGGUAUAGACCCUGACUCGAAAGCCACAACCGAAAGUGUCUACAGUGCCGCCCUUGCCUUGGGAAUUGCAAACCAGUUGACGAAUAUUCUGCGAGACGUCGGCGAAGAUGCCCGAAGAAGGCGUAUCUACUUGCCACAAGACGAGCUCACUCGAUUCGGAAUCACUGAUGAGGAUAUUUUUGCCGGAGUUGUCACGGACAAGUGGAGAGCUUUCAUGAAGGAUCAAAUUCGUCGAGCACGCAUGUUUUUCACUGAGGCCGAGAAGGGAGUCGUAGAACUCGAUAAGGACAGUCGAUGGCCGGUGUGGGCAUCGUUGAUUCUAUAUCGUCAAAUUUUGGAUGCCAUUGAAGCAAAUGACUACAACAACUUCACCAAGCGUGCAUACGUUGGAAAAGCCAAGAAAUUGUUGCUGCUGCCAGCGGCGUACGCCAGAGCUCUCGUUGCUCCUCCCUCUUCGAAACAAAGGCUUAGCAGAGUUUAACGGCCUUUCAAUUUUUUCGCAUGUCUCUUUCGAGCAUGUCCUGUGUAAAAGUACGUUGACCCUUUGAAAUACCUGACCUAAUGGCCGUUCUCGAGAAAAUAGAUCUCGGUUCCUCCGAGGAAGGAAAAUCAUUGUAGAAUAAGUAGAUUCUUUACCAUGUAGUGGUUCUAGAUACUCAUUCUGGUCAAAAUUCAAUUAAGCCGUUAGGAGGAAAUUGGUCGUUCGUCCAAUUUAUAUGGCCCUACGAAUGCUGUGGAUUAACCCUGUGUCAGCUGCGGCCUUUCACUGGUAAAUCCAAUGUAAUAUAUCACCCCAGGAAAAAAGUACGAAAUGGAUUUCUUUUAGCCACUCUCAGUGAGAACCAUUGAGGAAACUUGCAAUGUGUCCGAGUGUCAGCUCGGUUGAAUAUCACGAUUAUAUUUAACGUUCCCGCUGCCUUUAUUAUCACUAGAAUGUAAGUAGAUCACGCCGAUAUUUCAAUAAACCUGA
Molecule: messenger RNA, 2304 nt
Organism: Marchantia polymorpha subsp. ruderalis
Lineage: Eukaryota; Viridiplantae; Streptophyta; Marchantiopsida; Marchantiales; Marchantiaceae
Source: the annotation of a GenBank genome assembly